This is a messenger RNA of Cygnus olor (mute swan), 1597 nucleotides long. RefSeq names its product centromere protein H (gene CENPH). Lineage: Eukaryota; Metazoa; Chordata; Aves; Anseriformes; Anatidae. Gene Ontology annotation, cellular component: kinetochore; nucleus. The record is from RefSeq and is a predicted model, not a curated record. Gene Ontology annotation, biological process: mitotic spindle organization; kinetochore assembly; chromosome segregation. The transcript is spliced from 9 exons. The coding region runs from base 95 to 799 and encodes 234 amino acids. Gene Ontology annotation, molecular function: kinetochore binding.
CCCACGGGGGCGGCCCGGCUUGGCUGAGGCGGCCCCGCCCCGCGCGGCGGCAAGCGGCGGACGAGGGGCGCGCGGGCACUUCGAAGGCGGCGCCAUGGCGGAGCUGACCGAAGCCGGCGCCGAGGCCGGUCCCUCUGCCGAGCUCUGUGUGGGGACGAACCCCGAAGCGAAGCUGAACGUCCUCACCCUGCUCCGCCUGCGGGAGCAGCUGAAGCAGCAGCUGAUGGAGUGCCGAGCCGCAGCCCGCGCCAAUCAAGGAAGUUACCGUGACUGUGACGUUGAAAAAAUAUCUAUUAUGCGAUCCAUGCAAAAUUUGGAAAGAGAACUGGAGGAAAAAAAAACCUCCUUCAAGAACAAGACAUUAUUCAUGCAAAGGAUGCAGCUUGUGGAUGCCCUGCGAAACAAAAUGACACAAAAUGAUGAUGAGACAAGACUGAUUGUGGAAACUAUGGAACACACAGUAAAGCUCAGCAAGGCAAUAAUCGAAUCUCAACAACAAACACGUGAGAUUGAAGAGAAAUUGAGUGACAUUAGAAAGAAAAGACUCAUUCUAAAACAGGCUGAAGAAGACAAACUACUGCAAAUUCAUGACAUGAUGAAAAACAAAAAGGAACUGGCGAGUAGGAAAGUGGGUGAAAUAUUGGAGAGUAUACAUAAAAACCUACAAACUGAAAGAGCGAUGACUACAGUAAUUCAAAAUGUAUUCCAGAGUAUCAUCAUUGGAAGCAGAGUUAACUGGGCGGAAGAUCCAUCUUUGAAGGCAAUUGUUCUACAGCUUGAAAAAAACGUCUCUAUUUGAGUUAGGAAGAUGGCCUUUCAUAUUUACAGUGUGGAUAAUCAAUAUAUUAUAUAAUCAAUAUUUGUUGUAUCAUAAAAGCUCAGUUUUAUGAAUUUGAAAUUUUGACCUUUCUGGAAGUUCUCUCUGCAGACUCAGAAUAUGGCCAUGCAACUCAUUGAAGUGAAUUUUUAAUUCCUGGUAAACAGCAAGCCUUGCAACAAGUAGCGUAGCUGAUGAACCUAAGCGAAGGGUUACUUUAUAGCUGUUCGAUGCCAAGAACUCGUUUCCCCCUGAAAUUCAGCAAUAAGACAAGAAAAAAUAAUGAUUUUUAUAACCUAUACAUGACAAGCUUUUACGUAUAAGGUAUUACACCAAGGCUCUGCCACUGCUGUUCUGCUCCACCUUCCCCCGGUUUGUGUCUUCCUGCCCACACCACGAGACCCUGCAGUGUCCCCGUAGAAAGCUCAAACUGUAAAACUUGGUUAGGAAAGCGUUUGUCUGCGGGGUUUUUUUUUGUUUGUUUUGGUUUUUUUUUUUUAGUCAUUAAAGCGCUAUAUGUAUCAUUUUAUGCCUAGAAAAGUGUGGCUGCGCUACGCGGUGAUGAGCUACGCAGCAUGACAGGUGCCGGAAGAGGAGCGAGCGGUUGGUGCUGCGCCACGCGGGGAGCUCCCGCAGCCGCGGUGAAUCGGGGCGGGUGGUGAUACAGCACGCCAGCCGCGUUCCACGCUUUUAGACGCCAACGCUCGCGCUUUUACUAAAUUCCGCUGCGUUGGCCGAACCGCGCUGUGCGCACUGUGCUAAAUAAAAGAAAUAAUUGGG